Molecule: messenger RNA, 5368 nt
Organism: Limulus polyphemus (Atlantic horseshoe crab)
Lineage: Eukaryota; Metazoa; Arthropoda; Merostomata; Xiphosura; Limulidae
Product: ankyrin repeat and fibronectin type-III domain-containing protein 1-like
Exons: 22
Coding region: 53-3649 (1198 amino acids)
Biological process (GO): establishment of mitotic spindle orientation; regulation of establishment of bipolar cell polarity
Cellular component (GO): spindle
Molecular function (GO): protein binding
Source: RefSeq, a predicted model, not a curated record
GUACGAUAAAUCAACGGAUAUCUCAGUGAUCCAGAAUCAACGGCUAAAACGUAUGGAAGGAACAAGUCGGUCGACAUCUUUUUCUCAAAGAAAAGGAACAUCAACUUCACAAACAAAGAAGAAACCUCCAGAAGAAAACAAGUAUUGGAGCGUCAUGGUUACUGAUGAGGAACUUAGUGCGAACUCAAAUUCGUCCAGUACCUCACCUGUUUCUUUGCCUUUAGCGAAUUCCAUUUCUUCUCAGCCUUCAGGAUAUAAACAGAAAGGUGAACAACCACGUACUGGAUUAGCCAAAUUAGCGCGAUUUUUAACACCGAAAGAAAGACAGUCAGCUGUGAAGACAAGCCAUAUUACCAAUGACCCGUCACCUCCAGAAGUGACAUGUUUCUCUUGGAAUAGAGGAGCAAGUACUUUGCAGAAAGCCAACAGCAUUGAUAGUAUACUUGGAGUAUGUUGUGACAUCCAAAUCAGGGAUGUUUCUGACACUUCAGUAACUGCUCCUAUGAUUUCCACAUCAGCUCCCACCUGCACAAACUCAACCAGUAGCACUCUUGCCGUCCCGAACAAUAAAGUCACACCCUUGUCCACCAGCAUUCCAUCGAAACUGGAAACCCACAAGAAAGGAAAUAUACCCCCAUCUCCCAGCAUUCCAAACAGACUUGCAAAAGGAAUUACAGGAAUCCGACAAGGCAGUGUGGAUGUGUUUUUGGAAGGACUAGCUCUAGCAAAAGGAGAGAAAAAGCGAUUAGAAAAGAAUAAAUUCAAUAUUGAUCUUCAAGCUCUCUUUGUUGCUGUCGAACAGGAGCACGUUGAGCGUGCUCGAAGUAUUCUCGAGACAACGGAUGUUGACGUCAAUAGUAUCAACGGAGACGGCUUUAACACGCUGGACAUUGCAGUGAUGACCAACUGCGUUCUAAUGGUCAAGAUGUUACAGUAUCAUGGAGGAAAGGAAAGCAAACGAUUCUCCACUAAGGAGAGUCGAGCCAGCCAACUGAUCUCUCUGGUCAAUGAAGCUGAACGUUGUGAAGAGGACUUAUCUGCUUGCGUCUACAACACAACAAUCAGUACCAGCUUAUCCGCCGCCUUAUUAAAGGAAAAAGAACGACAGUUGACCCUAUGGCAAAGACGACUUAACCUUCUGAAAAAAAUGCAAAAUGGUUUUGAACGAAUACGGCCUCCAGAUCCGCCCAAGUACGUGCAAUUGAAAGUAGUCGGCCCUAGAGCGCUGUGCAUUAAUAUUUACGAAUCUGACUCUGCCAAUGAUGCCUACUGUAUUGUAACUAAAUAUAAAGUGGACUGGAGUCGUCAUGAAGAUUUUAGCCUUCUUGCGGGGUCUCAGGACAUCACUGAUCUUCAACGCCUAGAGGUUACCAUCCCCGAUCUAACACGGGGCACAGCGUAUUUUGUCAGAGUGGCCGCAGGGAACGUGAAAGGUUUUAGCUCAUUCCAGGCAGCUUCCCCUAUUUCUGGGGUGCCAUCUAGUUGGAAGGACGUAGAAAAUAAAACCACUCGAGGAAUUGGAAAACUCCAGGAACUAGAAAAUUUAUUUUCCCAGGUUAUUAAAUCUAGACCUGCGUAUGCGUCAGAAGUUAAAGGUAUUUUAGAGCAAGUUACAGACACUCCUCAGCAGCAGCGACGUCAGGUAAAGAGAGGCAUUAGGAACCUCUUUGCAUCGGCUCCUAAAUUCCAGAAAACUCUCAAGAGAGGAGUUUUUCUGGCUUGUCUCUUAUACAACGAUGACAAAGUUUUGGUAACAACGGAAGAAGCAUUGCCUGUUGUUGAAGUGGACGAAACAUAUCCCUCUUCUCUUCACACGGACUUCAACUGGUUGAUGAAGGUCGCCUGUACGUGGGAAGACAUAAAGACACUGCGACAAGACAUGGAGAAGUCGCAGAGUUCCUCUCUUCUACACUUUCGAAGUAAACUUCUCCAAGCAGUUGAGCAGAUGCAGGUAGCGCUGGGUGUUCAAGAUCUAGGUCAGCUUUACUAUAAGCCAAUUAAAGAUCGAGAAAGUACUGUUGUUUUAAGUACUGUAAAAUUUGUUUCGGAUCCCAAAGCACUAAACAGUUUAUCAGUUCGUUGGCUCCCUCUAACAAAAAUCCUGAGAAAGCUUCCAUGUAUAAUUACCAGUGAUUUUGGAGAAACACCACACGUGAGCGAGCUCUUACUGUCAUCGUUACAGGACAUGAUUAGUUACAACCAAAUGAGUACAACGCCGUUACCACGUGGGCUCUACUUAGGCUACGUGAAGUUAAAAAGUUCCGUUGAUGUCAUUCGAGUGUUAGUUCCACAGAAAACGCCAAAUGUUAUUCCUUUUUGGCGAAUUCGAGAGAAUUCUCACGUUUCAAGGGAAGAGUGGGAGUGGCUGAAAGCUCAGGAGUUUGAAGAAUCUACCGCUACGCCAUCUACUGUUCAACUAAAAUUUCAGAAAGCAAUUUCUUUAGCAGCUAGAAACCUGUUUUCCUACUACGACAUUCCGUUUGAAGAAUUAGGUUCACACAGGUUAUACGAUGUUGACGUCAUUGAACUUAGUCCAAAUGUCUCUUUUCUACUUAUUCUCCCUCCUGUUGAGAAUAUCUGUGCUAUACCUGGACAGUAUGAUGACCUGACAUCGCGGAAGGAUUGUAUUCCACUUCCUAUUCAAGUGUUUGAAAUACUUCAUAUGUCAACGUACAGAUUCAAUUUCAUUGCCCAUUAUUCUCGGCUUUCUUCUAUUCUUGAAAUGGAUACCUUAAUGGCCCAGCAUGCACAGCGAGAGGCUUUCUCUUCGCAUGAAGUUAUUUCUGCCAAAGAAAGAUUAUCUCAGCUCCAGAUGUUCCAGACUCAAGUAGACAAUAUCUGGAAAGAGUUACGCUGGAUUAUGGACGUUCUCACGUUCGCUCGAGACAAGCAUUUAAAUGGUGGGAUCCCUCUCAGUCAGAUUUAUCUAUAUCAAAAAGAUUCUCCUUCCCCGCAAAAUUCCCCACAUCAAUCCCCUGUGCAAGAACGCACAAGUUCUCAAUACGAAAGACAAAUAUCAAAAGAAGAAACAAUCCCAAAGUACUCAUUGCGUAUUACAAUGUCCUCUUCUAGUUUUUCUAUUCCCGAACCAAGAGGAUCUGACAUUACAGAAAUCAGACGAACACUUUCAGCAUCCAAACUCUUACACAGUAGUUCAGAAUAUGAAGGUAUGGAUCUUACUCAGAGCGAAACGGCAGUCUUUGGACCAAAGGCUAGUAGUUCUGACUCGCUCAGAGUCAGUUUUAAUGUUGGAAGUAGUGAAAACACGAAAACAUCUAGUAUUACCGAUUCUUCGGGAGUAGAAUUUUCAUCAAAUGAGACAUUUCAAUGCCAAAACGAGGGCAUUUUAUCCUGGGAAAAUAGAUCUAAUCCAAAAGUUUAUGUAAAUGAACUAGAAUCCUUAAAACGUGGAAAUCGCACAAGUUUCCACCAAUUACUGUCUGCGAGAGCUCAAAAGAAGCAUAUUAACAAUUCCAUGAAAAACUUCAGUGUUUUCGCGGAAGUCAAUACGCAGGAUGUACAGAAACAUGCAAAAAGAAACAAACAGACCAAUUCAGCGAGGCAAGAAGAAGAAACUAUGUACACAAGCAUAUCUGAAAAUUCUUUGUCUUCCUUUUCAAACACUCCUGGAGACUCUAGUUCAGACUAAAGUGUUUACAUUUACAUAAACAACAACAAUAAAAAACAAGACCGUUCCGUUGCAGUAGAAUAUGUUUCGACACGAGUAAGAUGUAUAAUUUGGAUGUCAGUGAAAAGGGACAACUCAGUUUUAUUCUGGCGCCCACAUAGUAACAUUUAUUACACACCAAUACAUCUUUUCAUAUUUUGCGCUGGGAUAUGAAAUGUUUAUAUUAUGUGGUAAUCAGUUGAUUUCUGCAUACUUAACACAAACUAUACAUGUUAUGAAUAUUAAUUACUGCAACGGUUUUAUAUAAAAUGCAGCUGGUUAGACAUGACUUUUAAAAUAUAUUCCCCAAAAAAGUGUUAAGUGACUAAUAAAUAUACAUAUUAUGAUAAUGUAUAUAUAUAUAUAUAUAUAUAUAUAUAUAUCUGGCUAUGUCUUAAUCGGCUGUAUAAGUCUUUCUUUGUUGAUUCUGAUAAAGCUAUUUUUAUGAGCGUAAUAUGUGAGCCGUUUGUAUAUGUACAUUAUUGUGAAAUUUGAAGACAAAGUGUAAAUAUAUGAUGAAGAUAUAUUUAGUUUUUGUUCCAACACUGGCUUUAUGCUUCAGUUUGAAAAAUCACCCCUUGUGUGGAACAUGUUAUCAGAUAACAUGCGUAGUAGUAAAUACGUUUGUGACUCUGAAACACGUUCGAAUGUAUAAAUGCUGAGAUUAAAGGCCUAACUAUUGUAGAUCUAAACAGAAAUGUUGUUCUAACCUUUUAUGGACAGUAAUGUUACAAAAUGUAUCAUAUAUACUACAAUAACUUCAAUUUGUGCUGUUGUUUCUUUCGUAAUAGCAAACUGUUUAACACUGCGAUUAAACCAUUCUUUUUGUUUUUCUAAAUAGAAACGUUUAACAACAAACAUUUCUAAGAUCAUUUAGUUGGUUCAUCUAACAUUUUGCGAAUGCUCUGUAAUGCUCUUGCUUAGCAGUUAACACUGUAAAAAUUAACCGCGUAGUGAUUGGCCCAAUUCCAUUUUUAUUAUAUAUAUAUAAUAUACUAGUAGUUUUCCGUAAUUUUUUGAGUAACAUCUGAAUUCAUAUUAAUAGACUUGGAAAAUGUCCUACGUUACAAACCAUACAUUUAACCGAACCCACUCCACAAGAUAUUCUGAGCAUAUAUUCUGGAUCUUGAAGCAUAAUUUCUGCAAAGAAAGAUACAAUGGAACUGAAUUAGAUUUGGACUUUCAUUUAACCGUAGUUUCAAAACAUAACAGCUUUAUUUCAACUUGCAGCAUUGCUUGUUCUCGAUGAAGUACAACUUUCCACCAGUCCGCCACUCCUUUCAAAACCUCAAGUACAAGUAUUUAUACAUUCUAAUACAACAGUGUCCUCUCUUUAUAAAUAUUAAUAUGUAUGUUAGUAUUUGUACAGUAUGUGUAAAAUUAUUAAUUAAUUGAGGCUUCAUUUAAACUCAAAUGGGCCAGGCAUUUUUUAAAUAAUAAAUGUUUACUGGUGUUUGAAAAGUAAUCAUAAUCGAAUCAAGAUUGGCCAUAUCAAAACCAUGAGCUUAUAAAUAACGAAGACCAAACUUAUUAGCCAGCUAUUUAAGAAUUUAACACAAUGACUUCUAUAUUAAAUGCACGUACGGUGUCUGUUUUGUAAUCAUUACUUCUACUAUGUAUGUGUAUUGUGCUAUGUUUUCAGAUGCAAGGCGAGCUAUAUUUUGUGCCUUAUUUGCAGCUUCUAUUAAUAUCGUUAUUAGU